CUUAUAUCACAUCGAAUAUUCUAUGGUAAUAAACAAUAAUAAUAUUGAUGUGUCUUUUGUAAUUUGUAACUUAUUAAUUGGUAUCUAUUAUUGUUGUUGACUAUUGUUCUAAAUUUUAAUUAUUCGGAACGGAGACACGGGUACACGUUGACUCACCACAUGCCGUCCACUAUCGUCUCGAUAUUUAACAUAUUAUUUCUAUCCGUCACUAUUUUUUGCUGAAGUCCGUUGACUCUUCGCCUGCGCGCCCGUGUUCCGGCCAUGUUCUGAAACCAAAGAAAAGUUCGAUUUUUCCUCCUAAAGGUCUUACACAUUGAAGUACCGACCGACCAUGUCCCGGGUCCGCUCGUCGACGGUGUUCGUCCUGGCUUUUGUCGUCCUGACGUUUUUGGCGUCGGUCGCUCAAGUGGCAGCCAGGAUACACACACUGCCGAUACACAAUGACGAUCGGCGGUUCAUAGCGUUGUCCACUUUUGGAUUUUACCCUGGUGGAUUGUUGGAAGUGGAAAUAAGGGACUUUUACCUGCCUCCCAAUAGCUUACAAGAAACCCAUGGCUUGCUACUUGAAAAGUCCAUAUUUGAUGAAGGAAAUCCUUAUAUUGAUUCUCUAGAAGAAAUCUGUCCGAUUGAAUCACCCAAUUUAUUUGAGGCACGAAAGAAUUUGGCAGUUUUCAGAUUUAAUUUUCCUAAAAAACUCGUUACAAUUAAUUGCUCAGAUUCCAUGGAGCCAUUUUAUUUAUUCAAAAACAUGGAUGAUUUAAAAAACCACCAGAGUGAUAUUGAAGAUGAUACUAUAACAAGACGCUGUGUUAACACAACUUUACCAAUUUUAAAUGGCACUCGACCAGACAAUUUUAAUAUAAAGUUUAUUGUAUAUAUGAAAACAAAAUCAAAUGAAGGAUUGUAUAAUUUGUAUUAUCAUAACUGUCCAAAUUACGCUAUGAUGCCAAAGUCUAAACAAAGUUUUACGGUCACUAUAAGAGAGAGUAAUGCUAAUGGGAAUUAUUUAUCAGCUGGUGACAUGCCAUUGCCAUCAUUAUAUUUUUCUAUGUCGAUUAUAUAUUUUAUCACUGGUGUAUUGUGGAUUUAUUUCUUGUAUAGAAGCACUUAUCCUGUCUAUAAAAUACACUACCUAAUGGCUUUAUUAGUGUUUCUAAAAGCAGCAACUUUAUUUUUCCAUGGUUUGAAUUUCCAUUUCAUUCAAGUCAAAGGGCAACAUAUUGCCACAUGGGCGUUUGUCUACUAUGCGAUCCAUUUAUUGAAAGGAUCAGUUUUAUUCAUUACAAUUGUUCUCAUUGGCACUGGUAUGACAUUUGUCAAACAUGUUUUGUCGGAUAAGGACAAGAACAUUUUUAUGAUUGUUAUACCUUUACAGGUAUUAGCUAACAUAGCCUAUGCUAUUAUUCAAGAAUCUGAAGAAGGAGAUAUGCAGCAUAACGCUUGGUUGGAUUUAUUUUUACUUGUUGAUUUCAUGUGUUGUGCUGCUAUUUUAUUUCCCAUUCUUUGGUCUAUUCGACAUCUACAAGAAGCAUCACAGACAGAUGGUAAAGCAGCAAUAAAUUUACGCAAACUCAAAUUAUUUCAACAAUUUUACGUUAUGUUAGUUUCUUAUAUUUACUUCACACGCAUAUUGAUAUAUAUGCUUAGAAUGACAGUUCCAUUUCAUUUAUUAUGGCUUAAUGAAUUCUCCAGAGAAACAGCGACCUUUAUUUUCUUUGUGAUGACUGGAUAUAAAUUCCGACCGACAAUUGCAAAUCCUUAUUUCCAAGUAGCAUCAGAUGUUGACGAUGACGAUACAGACAUUGUAAUAAGUCAUUUUGGAUCUGGUGUAAACAAUCGUUCUAGAAAGAAAGCAAACAGCACUGGAGAAAUUGCUGAGGACGAAAUCAUGUUAGUGGAGUCAUCAUCGUGAUAUAAUAGAUAUUGUAUUUCUAUGGUACCAAGACUGAUCCAAUUGAUCCAUGAACCUUUACUGUGUCUUCUAGUCUUCUAAGAGUAGACAAAACUGUUCAUUUGUACAUAUUUGUACUCAACUAUCGCACAACGUUUUACUGUUUGUUUAUUUAUGUAAUAAAUAUAAGUCAAUCACUUUGUUACAAUAUUGUCUAUAAUAUGAGGUUUGAUUGAUUUUUUUUGUAUUUUAUUAUAAAGUUCAUGUUCCUUAGA
Molecule: messenger RNA, 2166 nt
Organism: Aphis gossypii (cotton aphid)
Lineage: Eukaryota; Metazoa; Arthropoda; Insecta; Hemiptera; Aphididae
Product: protein GPR107
Exons: 13
Coding region: 332-1912 (526 amino acids)
Biological process (GO): transport
Cellular component (GO): Golgi apparatus; membrane
Source: RefSeq, a predicted model, not a curated record